This is a messenger RNA of Penaeus indicus, 4200 nucleotides long. RefSeq lists its product as uncharacterized. Gene Ontology annotation, molecular function: chromatin insulator sequence binding. The record is from RefSeq and is a predicted model, not a curated record. The transcript is spliced from 4 exons. Lineage: Eukaryota; Metazoa; Arthropoda; Malacostraca; Decapoda; Penaeidae. Bases 1529 to 4060 code for a protein of 843 amino acids. Gene Ontology annotation, cellular component: chromosome. Gene Ontology annotation, biological process: regulation of transcription by RNA polymerase II.
GGCAAUGCCCCCUUUUGGUUGAUUGCCUUCGAGUGAUAUAGAAAUUAUAUAGAUACAUAAAUCCUGUUACAAGGAAAAAAUAUUGACAUUUAAAAAAAAAAGAAAGAAAAUAUUCGAAAAUGAUGAUGAAAAUCACGUGAGAUAUUGAAGCCUUAGGGGAUGAUAAUAAUAAUCAAUAAUAAUAAUAAUAAUAAUAUUAAUUUAUGAUAAUGAUAAUAAUGAGUGAGAAAGGGAGAUGCAACAACUAAAGAAGAAGAGAACGGCGGCGUAGCAAGAAGGAAAGGAAGAAGAAGAAGAAGAAGAAGAAGAGGAAGAAGAAGAGGAGGAGGAGGAACAAGAGAAUCGGAGAACACAGAAUCAAUCUCUCUCUUCCUUUCUCGCGGUGAUAAUUACUCUCAUUAUUUCUUGAGUCCCCGUUGUUCCAUUAAUCGUUCUCUCUCUCUCUCUCUUUAUCUCUCUCUCUCCUCAACUCUUCAUCUCUGUUUCCAUCCCUGUUCCUCUCUCUACUCCUCCCCCUCCCUUUAUUCCCGUUUCCUUGGUCCUAUGUAUCCCAUGGCUAUUCUGUGAUAUGUAGACAGCAGUGCAGUGGUUCCGGAGGCCUUAACGUAAGGAGUAAAAGCAAAAGACAGAGAGAAUAUAUAUAUAUAUAUACACACACACACGUACAUAAGCCGAGCGAGAUGUUAAUAUUUUCUAUAUCGAUAUUCUAUGUGAAUUCAGUGGAUAUCUGACCUUAUAGUUUAAGACUUGGAUAAUUGUAUUUAUAUAUCAUAACUGCGAGAUACGUUGUUAUAUAUCCGUGUACACAUACAUAUAUAUAUAUAUAACGUAUAUCAUAGGAAGAGAAGAAAAAAGAGAAGAGGAAAAAAAAAGAAUAGAAAAAAGAAAAAAGUAUUUUCGAAUUCGGUGCGAUGUCUUGAUAUCACAUUGGAAUUUAUGAGAAUUUGUUGUGGUUUUUGUGUGAAAGCUUUUGAGGAGCCGUUGAGAAAGAAUCAAUAAAGCUUUUACGUACAAUCACAGAAAGAUUAGAGAUUUAGAAAAGAAAGAAAAAAAAGAAGAAAAAAAAGAAAGAGACUUAGUGAAAAAAAGAAUAUUAGAAUAUAGAAAAAGAACUAGAGAAAAAGAAAAAAACGAAAAACAGUGGAAGAAAUAUAAACCUCUAUUACUUUUUUUUAAGUGAAAAAAAAUAUAGAGAAAGAAGAGAGAUAUUGGAUGGCAUUUCGUUCUAGCCUUGCCUAGGCCUAAAAUCAUCUCCUGUUAUCAUUCGGUAGGCUUACCUCCUACCCACAGCAUAUCACGGAGCCUUGAGAAGAUAUGAGGCAAGAGUGAGUGCUCAUCCACGCCUCAUAACGCCGCGCCCGUUUUCUUCGGCAAACAUCGUCGGACUUGAGCCGACACUGCUGUUACCUGGACCUCCCCUGGCCGGCUGGUACAAGAGCGCGACGAUGACCCGCGGCGGGGGCAGGCGGGUCCCCCCCCCGGCACCCGCCCCCGGGCCCGCCCUCGUCCCCCGUCCCCGGCGCCUACGAUGAUCGGCGGGGAGCAUGGCAGCACAGCGCCCACGCCCGCCCACCCGCCCCACGACCAGUCAUCAGCGCUGCGGAAGAGGAAGCGCCUCAGUCAGGUGGUGCUGGAGCUGACCUCGCAGGCCGAACGUCGCUCCCCCGAAGACAAGCCGCCUCCGCCCCUCCCGCUCGCCCCCGCGGCGCCGGACCGCCCCGGCGCCCCCCCGCCGCACGACACCGCCAGCGGCCCGCCCCGCGACGCCAAGCCCCCGCAGGACAGGCCCCCCGACCAGCUCCCGAACGCCUUGUCCUCGCAGCCGCCGCCAGCCGAGAAGGAGCCCAUGUUCAGCCGCCAGCCCGAAGAUGCUCCCCCGGGGCCCGGCCACGACCAGGGGGAGGAGGCCGGCCUCAGCCCCGGCCUCAGCCCUGGCCUCAGCCCCGUGCCGGGCCAUAGCCCCGUCGCUGGCCACAGCCCCGUGCCCGGACACAGCCCAGUGCCCGGCCACAGCCCCGGCCUCAGCCCAGGGCUCAGCCCAGGGCUCAGUCCCGGCCUCAGCCCCGGCCUCAGCCCCAGGGUCACUGUCCAGGACGAGACCGGCCAAGAGGCCAUGAAGGUGGACACACCGCCUUCGCCCAAGGAGGGCCCAGGGGAGGCAGGAGGCACCAGCCCCCUGCCGGAGGCCCAGCAGCAGCAGAGGUCGCCUGGGGUCAUCCAGGUGCACAGAUCGGGCGAGGGCGGCAGCAGCAGCACCAGCAGCACCAGCAGCAGCUGCGGCAGCGCCGGCACCGCGCGCUCGCCCCGCGCCGUCCAGAGCGACGUGUUCCGGUUCGACUCCCUGGACCGCGAGCGGUACCUCUGCCGCGCCAUCAGCGAGGAGGACGAGGAGGUGUUCUCGCCCGGCCUCCCGUCGCACAGUCCGCACGCCAGGGACUCGCCCGCCCUCGCCAGGGUCAACUCCGACUCGCCCAAGCUGUCCUUCAGCCCCCUCAGGAUCAAGGACCCCAGCAUCGAUGAGGAGGACCUGGACCUGGACUCGAAGUCGUCGUGCACGGCGUCCUCGCUGGCGUCCGGCGACCCGCCCGGCGUCGGCUCCGUCAUCCGCGGCAUCCUGCCCAAGCUGAGCGUCGUGCGCAGCGACGCCUCCGACCCCGGCGGGCACUACCAGCCCUGCACCUGCCAGCACUGCGCCCUGUCUGCACGGGACCCGCACCGCCUGGGCCCCGCGGGCGUCCCGCACUCGCCCAUCUCACCGCUCACGCCCUCCUCCCCGCACACGCCCAUCUCGCCCUCCCCAGGACACAAUGUCGAGCACUACUUCCCGCCCACCGUCUACCUGCCCGACCUGUACCGGCGCCGCUCGCACUCGGACUCGGACCUGCAGCUGUGGUUCGACCAGAAGGCGCGCUCCAGCGAGGUGCCCGCCAGCAGCGGCGGCCAGACGUCGGCGGGGCCCUCGGGCGAGCAGCAGACCUCCGCCACGCGCGGCUCCGUCCUGCGCCACGGCCGCCCCAUCCCGCAGCCGCUCUACCUGCCCCGCAAGGGCGGCUCCCUCGAGUCCGACAACUCCACGCCGCAGGACUCGCCGCUCGACCUGUCCGUGAAGACGGCCGGGAGCGUGAAGACGGGCAGCUCCUCCAGCACGGAUAGUCUAGUCUUGCCGGGCUCGGUGCCCCUGUCGUCGCCGCACUCGCCCCACCUGGCGGCGCCGAAGGACAUCACCCCUCCCCCCAGGUCCCCCGGGGCGCCCGACCACCGCCAGACCUCGGCUUCGUCCCUGCCGGUGCCCGUGGUUAAGGGCGACGUGGCCUCCUACAGCACCAAGGACAGCGUGGCCCUCCGCUACCACCUCGAGGUGUCCCCCGUGGUGGAGGAGAUGCCCCCGGGGGCGGACGUGGCCUUCGUGUGCCCCGUCUGCGGCCAGAUGUUCUCGCUGCACGACCGCCUGGCCAAGCACAUGGCGUCGCGGCACAAGAGCAAGCAGGUGGACAGCACCAGCAAGACGUACAUGUGCGACGUGUGCAAGCGCUCGUUCGCCCGCUCCGACAUGCUCACGCGCCACAUGCGGCUGCACACCGGCCACAAGCCGUACACCUGCCGCGUGUGCGGACAGGUGUUCUCGCGCUCGGACCACCUCUCGACGCACCAGCGGACGCACACGGGCGAGAAGCCCUACAAGUGUCCGCAGUGUCCGUACGCCGCCUGCCGCCGCGACAUGAUCACGCGCCACAUGCGGACCCACGCGCGCUACGAGCUGCACGAGUCGUCGUCCAUGGAGGAGGGCGGCGAGGUCGCGCGCCCCAGCCUGCCGGUGCGGUCGCUCUCGGAGGAGCACCCGGCGCCCUCGCCGCUUCUGGACCUGCCCGGCCUCUCCGCGCCCCCCAAACACACCCCGCAGGGCUCGCCCGGGCCCCACGCUGCCAGCGGCGGCGGCGGGGCGCAGAAGCAGGCCCUGGGCGCCCCUCCGGGCAUCGCAGGGGUGGGCCUGGCCGGGCCGGGCAUGUCGGGGCACCUGCCGCCGCAGAUGCAGCGACCCCGGAAGCAGGAGGAAGACUGAGGGGGGCCAGCGCCACUCGUCUGGUUCCUGUUUUUGCCUCGUUGAGGUUUGUCUCUGGCUGGAGGUCGUCCCUCCUUGGCAGGGAGGCCGCUGGUGGCCAGAGGCGCGCCCAGCCUCUCGGCGUUGUUUGUGUGGCGGAG